Molecule: messenger RNA, 1719 nt
Organism: Diaporthe citri
Lineage: Eukaryota; Fungi; Ascomycota; Sordariomycetes; Diaporthales; Diaporthaceae
Exons: 6
Coding region: 1-1719 (572 amino acids)
Source: RefSeq, a predicted model, not a curated record
AUGGCACCCUCAGUUGCUAAAAGAAUUGUCAUCGGUGUCGACUUUGGAACAACCUUCUCAGGCGUUGCAUGGGCCAUAAGCACGAGUACUCAAUCGGGCAACGUCGAGAUCAUCAGCAGAUGGCCAAACAUCUCGGGCGUGAAGACACACUCCGAGAAGGUCCCAACGAAACUCAGGCGUCUUGGCAACGGCGAUCUUCAAUGGGGUUUCCUGGUGCCGUCUGAUGCCCCGAGCAAUGAGGUCUUGCGGUGGAAACUAGAUGAUAGGGCUUCAGUAGCUGAGGUUGUCCCCGAGAACAUACGCGCCUACAACAAUCGAAGGACGGACCAAGCGAUCGUCGACUACCUCUCGCUCCUCGGGGCCGAAGUUCUGCAGGCAUUGACCAAUUCCCUUGGAGCCGGAUUGGUCAAGGACUAUGAGCUGAAGUACGUGAUCACAGUCCCGGCAAUUUGGAGCGAGCGCGCCACUCAACGAACCAAGCUCGCGUUCCAGGAUGCGAUGGACCUUCGCGGCAACCAAAACAUCACUGUGCUCUCGGAGCCAGAGGCUGCUGCUAUAUCUGAGCUCCAGCGAUCGAAGACCCGGAUCGUCAAUGAAGGCGAAUGCUUCAUGAUUCUAGACGCGGGCGGUGGGACCGUCGACCUCAUCAGCUACAUCAUCCGUCAACUACAUCCGCUUGUAGUUGAUGAGGCAGUUCGGGGGUCUGGCGAUGUGUGCGGCGGUGCCACCGUCACAGAUCGCUUCAGAACGUGGCUUGUGUCUAAGAUUGGAGAUUUGGAAUACUUCGAUGACGAAGUGCUUAGGGAUGCCGUGGAAUGUUUUGAUACACGUAUCAAACCCCGAGUCAACUCCGCUCUCUUAGCGAACAAUCACAGGUUUUUUGUGACUGUGCCUGGCCUUGCCAACAACCGUCAAGCUGAUAUUUCCAACGAGCUUAUCGGAAUCUCAGCUUUCGACGUUGUUUCCUUCUUCCAACCUAGUAUCGAGAGGAUCAAGCUGCUGGUUGCUGAGCAGAUCGCAGCCUCCAAUGUUCCCAUCACGGCCAUCAUCAUGGUCGGUGGGUAUGGUCAAUGCCAAUACCUGAAGGAAGAGCUUGAACAAGAUGUUCUGAUCAGAGAACGACAAAUCCAAGUACAUCGGUCACGUCGUGCGUGGACGGCUGUGGUUGAGGGUGCUGUGAUGAAAGGUCUCCAUGAAAUGAGCCCAGAGGACAGUACACGCAUUAGAAUCAGCAAUUACAAGGCGCGAAAGCACUACGGCACGGAACUCACUGUCACUUAUCAGGACUCCAUGCACUCCGAGCUUUUCGACAAGCGCCGCUGGGAUGGGUUGAACGGCUGUUACGAAGUGGAGGUCAUGAAUUGGUUCAUCAAUCAGGGCGAUUCUGUCACCGACAGCAAGAAGUUCUUCAAGGACUUCUUGGUGACAAACAAAGUCAAUCAUGGAAAGCCUCGGCGGAUUUACCUCAUCAUCUACAGUGACGAGACCUCCCAGGUGGCGCCUCUGGGCAAGACCGAAACGGUCCGGGAGCUCUGUACUGUCGAGGCCGACCUCAGCCAAAUCCCUGAGAGCCAGAUGACCAAGGUCCAAGGAAUUGACGGCUUCAUGUAUUUCUCCACUAAUGGCCAGAUUGAAAUUGUCUACAAAUCGCAGACUAUCACAUUCACGUUGAUCUACAACGGCCAGCGUUACAACAGCGUCACUGCGGACUUCUUAUAA